AUGAUUGCCUAUGCGAGCGGACUAUUUUUCUGGGGUUGGUUAGGAGAUCGUCUGAACCCGAAGCAUGUCAUUGUAACGGGAAUGAUCGGAUCAGCUGUCAUGCUGACACUAUUUGGUGCUGUUCCCAAGUGGUUUGGAUAUUAUAACGCCGCUUACUACGUGCUUACGUAUAUAUUAUUUGGUUUAAUGCAAGCCUGUGGUUGGCCAAGCGAAAUCGCAAUAAUGGCAAACUGGUUUGGCAAGGCAAAUCGAGGUUUCGUGAUGGGCGUAUGGGCGUCAUGCCAGCCGCUUGGUAACGUAUUCGGAUCGUUCUUCACUUCAUGGGUUUUACCAUUUGGAUACGAGAGCACUUUCUACAUGAAUGGCCUUCUGUUGAUGAUUGGAGCCUUCAUUGUGAUGAUAUCGAUAGAUUCAAAGCCGAAGGAAACGCAGUAUACCCACCUGAACGAUGUCGAGCACGCGGAGAGGUCCCAUGCAGCGGAAGGGGAACCAAUCAGCAUUAUCAAUGCUAUUCUUCUGCCUGGAGUGCUAGCGUACUGUUUGUGUAAUGCAUGCCUCAAGCUUGUCAACUACGCCUUUUUCUUCUGGUUACCGUUGUACCUGACAGGAAGCUUAUCACUGGGAAGAAACGAAGCGCGGGAAUUAUUGGUUAGCGUCUUGGGAGGUUACAUUUCAGACAAGAUGGGAUGCCGAGCGCCGCUGAUCGUUGCCAUGCUGAUUUGCUCUAUUGGCUCACUAUUUGUUUAUGCUCGUAUUGGCGCAAAUGUGAUCUGGAACGCAUUUUUCAUGACGGUUGUCGGUGUUACGAUUUCCGGUCCGUACAAUUUAAUUGUCGGUACGAUAUCUAUAGAUUUGGGGUCACAACCGAUACUCGCAUCGAAUGCGCAGGCUAGGUCAACCGUGUCCGGGUUGUUAGAUGGGACCGGAUCUGCAGGAAGUGCUAUCGGCCAGCUGUUCGUUCCAAUAAUGCAAGCUUCAUUCGGGUGGCAAUCUGUGUUCUAUCUCUUCAUUCGGUGUUGGUGCUCAGGCCUUUUUCCCAAGGAUACAAGAAAACAGCUUUAA
This is a messenger RNA of Ostertagia ostertagi, 1062 nucleotides long. The record is from the annotation of a GenBank genome assembly. NCBI's taxonomy places the organism in Eukaryota, Metazoa, Nematoda, Chromadorea, Rhabditida, Trichostrongylidae.